AUGUUCGCUGCGCUGCCUCCAAUGCAGCAAUUCCGCCCUCUGUCCAAUGCAUCCCCUUGGACACCAGCACGCCCAUCCCCGCUGUCCCCCCGCAGACUCCCCGCCUAUUCCACAGAACCAAACACCCACGCUUCAUCACCUCCACCCCUACAACCACAACCACAACCACAGCCACUCUUCACAUUCUACACCGAACCACCACCCACCAAUAGCGCAGGGGGCGCACCUCCAACCGACCAUCAAACUCUUUCCUCGCGCUCCAAAACCUCAUCCACCUACGAACAGCGGUACAGAGAUACCAUCUCGCACCGUUUCGUCGCGCAGUCUCAGUCUCAGUCCCAGUCCCAGUCCCAGUCCCCCCGAACACGCCCUCGUACUAACCCGUCCUCCUCGCCCUCCGCCCGAACCGCGCGCCGCAACGCGUUCCUCUCCCGCAUAAAGCAGGACCGCGAGGCCGGCCGGUUCGAGCCCCGCGGCGAGCACCUGAUGUUCAUGGAGAAUCUCGCGGAGCAGAGGAAGUGGAUCGAGUCUAUGCGGCGCCGGGCGGAAAUCGAGGCGAUCGGAGUGCAUGAGGCUGAAUCUGAAUCUGAAUCUGAAUCUGAAUUCGAAUCUGAGCGAGGAGAAGGAACAGUAGAAGAAGGAUUUGAUGAAGAGGAAAUCCAAGCCCUACACGAGUAUCUCGAACAAGAACGUGCCCUGGAAAUGGAGUUCCCGGAUCCCGGGGUCUCACCAGGCCAGGCAAGCUCGUCAUUUAGCGAUGACGAGUACGAUGAUAUCUUUAUGGAUUUGGCGGACCACAGUCCGCCCAGCCAGAAUAUGGAUAUGGAUAUGUCUCUUUAA
Molecule: messenger RNA, 840 nt
Organism: Aspergillus ochraceoroseus IBT 24754
Lineage: Eukaryota; Fungi; Ascomycota; Eurotiomycetes; Eurotiales; Aspergillaceae
Exons: 2
Coding region: 1-840 (279 amino acids)
Source: RefSeq, a predicted model, not a curated record